Molecule: messenger RNA, 2742 nt
Organism: Bombina bombina (fire-bellied toad)
Lineage: Eukaryota; Metazoa; Chordata; Amphibia; Anura; Bombinatoridae
Product: gastrula zinc finger protein XlCGF57.1-like
Exons: 2
Coding region: 97-2049 (650 amino acids)
Biological process (GO): regulation of transcription by RNA polymerase II
Molecular function (GO): RNA polymerase II cis-regulatory region sequence-specific DNA binding; DNA-binding transcription factor activity
Source: RefSeq, a predicted model, not a curated record
GACACGGCCAGAGCACUGAGAAAUAUCGGGUAUUGAUGUAACUGGAGUGAAUAAGGGAACCUUCUUCCUGAUCAGACAUUGGAGCCUGUUAUCAACAUGAACUCAUAUGUGUUAGACAAACACUUGAAUAGUUCCUAUCCAUCCUUCACUACAGGAAGCAUCAGAAUGAUACCGCAAACUCCAAAAGUCUUAGACACUAAUGACUAUUCACAAACAUUGGGGAUAUCACAGCAAAUAUUUAAAGAAGAUGGUGAAUUGGCAGGAACUGGGCAGCAAUCAUUAUGUACAGAGAGUAAUUUAGUCAUCAAACAAGAGGACAACAUUUAUGCCUUAUCUAGUGAAAUUAUUAUCCCAGAGGAUAAACCACACACAUUUACUGAGAUUGUAAAACAUAUUAAAGAAGGGAAAAGUCUACAGUCUGGCCAAAUGAUUCAUACAAAGAAACAACCUUUCAAAUCUACAGAAUGUGAGAAAAGCUUUAGAUGGAAGUCUCAUCUACUAGAGCACAACAAAUUUCACACAGGUGAGAAGCCACACUCAUGUACUGAGUACGGCAAAUGUUUUACACAAAUUGAUCAUCUGAAAACUCAUAUAAAGAUUCACACAGGAGAAAAGCCUUUCACAUGUACAGAGUGUGGAAAAAGUUUUAUAGAAAAGAGUCAUCUGAAAACUCAUAAAAAGAUUCAUGCAGAGGAGAAGCCAUUCACAUGUACCUACUGUGGAAAAGGAUUUACAAUAAAGUGUAAUCUGAAAACUCAUGAAAAGAUUCACACAGGAAAAAAACCUUUCACAUGUACAGAGUGUGGAAAAAGUUUUACACAAAUGCAUUGUCUGAAAACGCAUGAAAUGAUUCACACAGGGGAAAAGCCACACUCAUGUACUGAGUGCGGCAAAUGUUUUACACAAAUUGAUCAUCUGAAAACUCAUAUAAAGAUUCACACAGGAGAAAAGCCUUUCACAUGUACAGAGUGUGGAAAAAGUUUUAUAGAAAAGAGUAAUCUGAAAACUCAUAAAAAGAUUCAUGCAGGGGAGAAGCCGUUCACAUGUACAUACUGUGGAAAAGGAUUUACAAUAAAGUGUAAUCUGAAAACUCAUGAAAAGAUUCACACAGGAAAAAAACAUUUCACAUGUACAGAGUGUGGAAAAAGUUUUACACAAAUGCAUUGUCUGAAAACUCAUGAAAUGAUUCACACAGGGGAAAAGCCUUACACAUGUACAGAGUGUGGAAAAAGUUUUACAAAAAAGAGUAACCUGAAAAAUCAUAAAAAGAUUCACACAGGAGAAAAACCUUUCACUUGUACAGAGUGUGGAAAAAGUUUUACACGAAUUAAUUGUCUGAAAAAUCAUGAAAUGAUUCACACAGGAGAAAAAUCUUUCACAUGUACAGAGUGUGGAAAAAGUUUUACACUAAAGAGUAAUCUGAAAACUCAUGAAUGGAUUCACACAGGGGAAAAGCCAUUCACAUGUACAGAGUGUGGAAAAAGAUUUACACAAAAGAGUGUUCUGAAAGGGCAUGAAAGGAUUCACACAGGAGAAAAGCCUUUCACGUGUACAGAGUGUGGAAAAAGUUUUAUACAAAUGAGUAAUCUGAAAAAUCAUGAAAGGAUUCACAUUGGAGAAAAGCCGUUUACAUGUACAGAGUGUGGAAAAAGAUUUACACAUAUAAAUUGUCUGAAAACUCAUGAAAUGAUUCACACAGAAGAAAAGCCUUUCACAUGUACAGAGUGUGGAAAAAGUUUUAAACAAAUGAGUAGUCUGAAAACUCAUGAAAAGAUUCACACAGGAGAAAAGCCUUUCACAUGUACAGAGUGUGGAAAAAGUUUUAUACAAAUGAGUAGUCUGAAAAUUCAUGAAAGGAUUCACACAGGAGAAAAGCCUUUCACAUGUACAGAGUGUGGAAAAAGCUUUACACAAAUGAGUCAUCUAAAAUAUCAUGAAAGGAUUCACACAGGGGAAACGCUUUUCACAUGUACAGAGUGUGGAAAAAGCUUUACACAAAUGAGUAGUCUGAAAACUCAUGAAAGGAUUCACAAGGGAAGAAACCUUUAACAUGUUUAGAUAAUAGGAUUGCUACCUUUAGCACAGCCGAUUCCCGACACUUUGCAAAUGGGCAUGGUUGAGGAUGUGGUUAUGGGUGUGGCUUCACACAAACUUAGAGACAUUCCAGCCAAAAUUGUAAUCCAUGUGUAUGCAUUUCAGUUUUGAGUAGAAGCAUUUUUGUAAUAUACAUGUAUUAGAAAAAAUGCUUCUAAUAAGUUAUAGUUGUUUCAAAAGUGUAUUUAAGUAUGCCCCGUGCACCAGAAUUUUAAACACAGCACUUGCACAGAGAGCCUAUGGUGCUUUUACCAAUGACUCAAUUUGUUCAUUGCUGACAUGAUACAAGACCCACUGGCGCUAUGAGCAGCUGCAGUGUUUAAAAUGCUGGUGCACUGAGAGUAUCUAGCUAUGGUACACAUGCACGUGCAGAGACAAAUAUUAUCACUAAAAUAGUUAUAACUUUAACUAGAAGCAUUUUUGCCAAUACGUGUUUAUUGCAAAUAUGUUUCUAUCCAAAGAUGUAAUUCAUCUGUGUAUUUAAAGGGGCACAAAACCCACAUUUUUUCUUUCAUGAUUUAGAUAGAGCAUGCAAUUUUAAGCAACUUUCUAAUUUACUUCUAUUAUCUAAUUUGCUUCAAUCCUAUUGAUAUUCUUUGCAGAAAAGCAUAUCUAGAUAGGCUCAGUAGCUGCUGAUUGUGUGCUGCA